Molecule: messenger RNA, 1109 nt
Organism: Carassius carassius (crucian carp)
Lineage: Eukaryota; Metazoa; Chordata; Actinopteri; Cypriniformes; Cyprinidae
Product: parathyroid hormone-related protein-like
Exons: 6
Coding region: 398-967 (189 amino acids)
Biological process (GO): adenylate cyclase-activating G protein-coupled receptor signaling pathway; bone mineralization; osteoblast development
Cellular component (GO): extracellular region
Molecular function (GO): peptide hormone receptor binding; hormone activity
Source: RefSeq, a predicted model, not a curated record
GGGAUUCAGGAAUGUUUCCUAUGACACACGGUCAUCUCACGUCUGCAGACACACAGAUGCCGCGGCAGGCCGCUCGUGCCAAAACCAUUAACACAGUAAAGACUGGAGAACCAGCUCGGAUUAAACCACAGCCGCUCGUCUGCAGAUACCGCAAAGAUCCCAUGAGACGGCUGAACACAUCAACAGGGUAAAAGAAGAAACCCUUCGUGAGCUGAAAGCUGUUUGUUCUCCAGUUACCUGAGGGACUGGCAUGGAUGGGGAGCCCAAAAUCAAGGAGGAACCUAAAGAGACAGCCAAAUUAUUAGCUGAAGCCUGGAAACUUUGAGGAGAAACUUUGCGCUCUGUCUGACAGGACAGAAGAGACGGAGACACAGGCAUCAUUGUGAGUCCAGGGAGGAUGAGGACGCUGUGCUCUAGUCGGGUUCUGCAGCGGUGGUUCUUUGCUCUGUUCUUACUGUGUUCUCCUGUUCCUCACCACGGCAGGCCCGUCGAUGCCCUCAGCAGCCGAAUGAGGCGUUCAGUGACUCACGCUCAGCUGAUGCAUGAUAAGGGCCGGUCGCUGCAGGACCACAAGAGGCGCUCGUGGCUUCAGGGGCUUCUGGAUGAAGUCCACACGGCUGAGAUCCGGGACGUCCCGCAGCCCAGGGGAGGCGUGGCCAGCAGCGGAGGGGGCGGCGGCCUCAUGGUUGCCAUUCCAAUGGGAGUGGGCGUGUCCAUAGGAACUGGAACCGCCCACCCCAAACCAGCUGGAGGCACCAAGAACCUGUCGAUCAGCUUCCGUCUGGAGGACGAGGAGGGAACCAACCUCCCGCAGGAAACCAACAAGUCCCAAACAUACAAGGAGAGCACGCUGAAGGCCAUCGGCAAGAGGAAGAAGAAAGGCCGAGCGGGGAAGAGGAGGGAGGGAGAGAAGAGGAAGAGGAGGGCUCGAUCGCUCAUCAGUGCUUUCCUCCUGGACCAGCACUAAAACACUGUCAGUCUCUGACAACGAUCCGUGAGGACUUUUGAAGUGAACACCUAAAUGUUCAUGCAAACGUGAGAGGAAAAUAUUUAUUGUCUGUAAAUAUUACAACGCUCCCGAACAGCGACGAAGAUAAAUAACGAUACUG